AUGAAUGAUCUAUUAUCAGAUUCCUUCUCACUUCCCCGCGACCAAGAUCGAUCCCCUCCGCCGGACUCCCACACAAUCGAGAUGACCGGCACCACCAACUCCGGCAACCUCGAUAGCUUCUUCAACGAGGUUGAAGCUGUGAAAGACGAGCUCUGCAGCCUGGAGACCAUCCACGGCCGCCUCGUCUCCUCCCACGACCGCUCCAAUACCCUCCACACCUCCGCUGCCGUCAGGGACCUCCGGUCAGCCAUGGACGCCGACGUCACCACCGCCCUCCGGAAAACCAAGCUCAUUAAAUCCCGACUCGAAUCCCUCGACCGGGCCAACGCAGCCAGCCGCCUCCUCCCCGGCUGCGGCCCCGGAAGCUCCACAGACCGGACCCGCACCUCCGUAGUCGACGGGCUCCGGCAGAAGCUCAAAAGUUCCAUGUCACGGUUCAACGAGCUCCGAGAGAAGAUCGGGGCCGAGUACCGGGAGACCGUGCGGCGGAGGUACUUUGCGGUGAACGGCGAGGAGCCGGACGUGGAGACAGUGGAGCGGCUGGUGGAGACGGGUGAGGGGGAGAUGGUGGUGGCGAGGGCGGUCCAGCGGCAGGGGAGGGGUGAGGUGGAGGCGGCGGUGGCGGAGAUUCGGGAGAGGCAUGAGGCGGCGGCUGAGCUGGAGAGGAACCUGAGGGAGCUGCACGGGGUGUUUUUGGACAUGGCGGUGCUGGUGGAGGCGCAGGGGGAGCAGAUGGAUGAUAUUGAGAGGCAGGUCAACCGGGCGAGCUCGUACGUGAGGGGCGGGGCCCGCCAGCUGGAGGUGGCGAGGAAGCACCAGAAGAGCUCCAGGAAGUGGGCGUGUGUCGGGAUCUUGAUGUUGUUGAUCAUCGUUUUGAUCGUUGUUCUGUCCCUGAGGCCGUGGCGGUAA
Molecule: messenger RNA, 909 nt
Organism: Striga hermonthica
Lineage: Eukaryota; Viridiplantae; Streptophyta; Magnoliopsida; Lamiales; Orobanchaceae
Source: the annotation of a GenBank genome assembly